AUGGAAAAACCAUGCUCCAUUAAGAACAGAGAGCUGAGAUUACCACCAGGGUUCCGAUUUCACCCAACAGAUGAAGAGCUAGUGGUUCACUAUUUAAGUCGAAAAGUUUCCGGUUUACUCUUACCAGCUUAUGUUAUACCGGAAAUCGAUAUCUGUAAAGCCGAACCAUGGGAUUUACCAGGUGACUGUAAUUCAGAGAGGUAUUUUUUUAGCAUGAGGGAAGCUAAAUACCCAAAUGGAAACCGGUCGAACCGAUCAACCGGUUCGGGUUACUGGAAAGCGACCGGAAUCGAUAGGCAAGUCGGGAAGAAGGUUCUUGGGAUGAAGAAAACUCUGGUUUUCUAUAAAGGGAAGCCUCCUAACGGGACAAGAACCAAUUGGGUUCUUCAUGAAUAUCGUCUUGUUGAUUCUCAACAUGAAUCAUACGGAGAGAACAUGAAUUGGGUUCUAUGCAGAGUGUUCUUGAAGAAGAGGAGCAAUAAUAAUAAUAAGAAGAAGAAAGAAGAUGAGAGAGAGAAGAAGGAAGAGAUAGAAAGUGACGACAACAAGAGUACUUGUCCGAUAUUCUAUGACUUUAUGAGAAAUGACGUGAAAAAAGGAAAAUGCUGCACUUUGAACUUGACUCGUUGUAGUUCUCCUUCUUCAGCGUCUUCGUCGGUUUGCUCAAGUGCUUUAAUUCAGACAUCUUUAAAUAGUGACUCUGAUAAUCAUCAUCAAGAAACUAGUUGUCGGGAAAAUAAGUUUCAUUUGUUUCUGUAA
Messenger RNA from Brassica napus (rape), 759 nucleotides. Its product is annotated as NAC domain-containing protein 41-like. The transcript has 3 exons. The record is from RefSeq and is marked provisional. Gene Ontology annotation, molecular function: DNA binding. Lineage: Eukaryota; Viridiplantae; Streptophyta; Magnoliopsida; Brassicales; Brassicaceae. Gene Ontology annotation, biological process: regulation of DNA-templated transcription. The coding region runs from base 1 to 759 and encodes 252 amino acids.